Glycine soja is the source of this 1314-nucleotide messenger RNA. Its product is annotated as aquaporin NIP1-2-like. Gene Ontology annotation, cellular component: membrane. Gene Ontology annotation, molecular function: channel activity. Gene Ontology annotation, biological process: transmembrane transport. The record is from RefSeq and is a predicted model, not a curated record. The transcript is spliced from 5 exons. Bases 276 to 1097 code for a protein of 273 amino acids. NCBI's taxonomy places the organism in Eukaryota, Viridiplantae, Streptophyta, Magnoliopsida, Fabales, Fabaceae.
UACCAAAAAAAUAUGUGGAGACAUUAAAAGUGGUUGUUUGGUCUCAACCUCCUGUGGAAAAAAUUGAUAAAAGUUCAUACUCUGAAUAUCUCUCUCUGUAUGCUCCCUGACUCUUACCCUUUUACGACUUUUUGGUGCCCAUAAAUUGAAGUUGCUCCCUCGCUUCUCCAUCACUUAUGGUCUUUGAAACAAAGCUAGCAUAGCAUUUUUCUUUUACAAAGCAAGACACCCUUUUCCUUUUCAUUCCAUCAUCUCUUUAGCUUUGUCCAAAGACCAUGUCUGUGGUGGCUGAUAAUUCUGCAAACAAUGGAAGCCACCAAGUGGUUUUAAAUGUAAACGGUGAUGCCCCCAAGAAGUGUGAUGACUCAGCCAACCAAGACUGUGUACCUCUUCUGCAGAAGUUGGUAGCAGAGGUGGUGGGGACGUACUUCUUGAUAUUUGCAGGGUGUGCUUCGGUGGUGGUGAACCUUGACAAGGACAAAGUGGUAACACAACCUGGGAUUUCAAUUGUUUGGGGUCUCACUGUUAUGGUUUUGGUUUACUCAGUUGGUCACAUCUCUGGUGCUCAUUUCAACCCUGCUGUCACCAUUGCUCAUGCUACCACCAAAAGGUUUCCACUGAAGCAGGUACCAGCUUAUGUGAUAGCUCAGGUCGUUGGAGCCACACUUGCUAGUGGAACUCUUAGACUUAUAUUCAAUGGCAAGAAUGACCAUUUUGCAGGAACACUCCCUUCCGGUUCUGAUUUGCAGUCUUUUGUGGUCGAAUUCAUAAUCACUUUUUAUCUCAUGUUUGUCAUUUCUGGUGUUGCCACCGAUAACAGAGCGAUUGGUGAGCUGGCAGGGCUUGCAGUUGGGUCUACGGUGCUGCUAAAUGUGAUGUUUGCCGGGCCAAUCACAGGAGCAUCAAUGAAUCCAGCAAGAAGUUUAGGGCCUGCUAUUGUGCACCAUGAAUACAGAGGAAUAUGGAUAUAUUUGGUGUCACCAACUCUUGGAGCUGUGGCUGGUACAUGGGCCUAUAAUUUCAUCAGGUACACAAACAAGCCAGUGCGUGAAAUCACCAAGAGUGCCUCUUUCCUCAAAGGUAGUGAAGCUGAGUGAUACAACAGCAAAUGCAUGAAUGUUCCUUUUGCUUCUUCAUUUCUUAUCUUCAAGUUCACCAUGUAUUAGGGUUAAAAUGUAUAAGGAAGAAUCACUGGUUUAGUGUAUCGAAUAACCAUGUAAUGUUUUUUUGGUAAUGCAUAACCAUGUAAUAUAGCUAGAGGAAGUGAAAAAUACAAUUUCUCCUUAUCCAUGCAACACUAUAUAUCCUUCUAUA